GAGAGAGAGAGAGAGAGAGAGAGAGAGAGAGAGAGAGAGAGAGAGAGAGAGAGAGAAAGAGAGAGAGAGAAGAGAUGGAGAGAGCAGUAUUUGGAAAGUCAGAGAAAAGCUGAGAGUGGCAGAAGAAAGUUGACACGGUGUGAGAUGCACUGCAGCCGCAAUAAGGAUUAAUGAAAGAGCUGCUGUGUGUGAAGGAGGAGACAGCGAGGCGCGCAGGAUGCAAGAGGAGAUGCUGUGCAGGGGGGAAGGAGUGUCUUUGACAAAGCGUGCACAUCACCGCUGCCAGGCUGCACAGGUGUAACAGGGGCGAUCCUCAUGCACUCACAGCCGCAUCAGCACAGCUCGACUGAGGGAUGCCGACAAGUUUGGCCCCUAAUCUGUGACUCAACGCUGGCGUCCCCUCUCACACGCAGACACGUGUAGUAGGAUACAUGCAGUCCGUUCAUAUAGAGACACAAAUACAGCGCGCAUACUCCCACUUUCUGCACAUGCCCACGCUAACAGCAGGCAAAAGAAGGCGCUAGCGGUGUGUAGAGGCGGUCAUUCCAGUUGGAUGGUUCAAACUGGGAUUCUGGAUUCCCCCGUUUCUCAUCACAGGGACAGGACAGCCGGACAGGACGGAGGAGAACCAAUUCAAAGACAUCAUCGUCCUCAUCGGAGAAGUGGAUAGCGAGCCACCCCAGCACCUCGUCUGUCCUGAGCCAAACCCUCUUAAGGUGGACGGGCUGCAUUAAAAUUACAUGUCCCAAAGGAGCGCUGCUACAGCAGGCAGCAAAUCCACAACACAUAAAUCAAAAGCAGACGACUUUGAUUUCUUCAUUAUCGCUUCCUGCUGCAACAACAGAGGAGCGGGCAUGUUGACAGGCCUGCUGACCUGCGGAUGUGCACCGUAGGAUUCUAUUUCUGGAGCCUCGUUGCUUUUACAGAUUAACUGCCCUCAAAUAUGGCCCCAAUCCGUUCAUUGCGCCACUAGUUUGACUGCUGCCUGAGGUUGUGCAUAUUCAAGCUUCAAAACACCCCACUGUGCAUCAGUCCAGCCAUCUGAGGGGACGCUGCCUUUGGCCUGUUUUUGAAAGCAGUGUCACUGCACUUUUGUCAGACUCUUGCAGAGGAGCAAACAAAAAGAACCACAUGCCAUCACAACUUGAAAAUCUUUCUUGUUAGUCUCCACACAAUCAUUUCUCAACUUACGUCAUUGCUCAUUUCCAUCCAAAGUUGUUGAAGGGAAAGAUUGACAUCCAGAGCUUUCAAACUAAUACUGUGACACCGGGCUUAGAUCAAGACUUAAUAUUUUAUUGCGAGAGACAUUUUCCAUGAGUUCCCGAGGGCAAUCACGCUGACAUCCCAUUGCCCACUGUUUUCAUUGGCCUGUCUGGGGCUAAUCAAGGAUUUCCAUCAUCAGAAUUGACAUUUUCAUAUUGUAUGAGAGAGAAAGUAGCAGACAUUAGCAUAUUCAUGAACACUGACACAUUCAAUCAUGUGAAAUGGAAGACAUGGGGCAAACCCUGAGCCAUCAAGCCCUGAAACAAAUAGCUUAUGACAUGUGAGGAAAAGAGAUUCCUGAAUCCACCGUCACGACUUCAGCGCCACAUCCCUCUGCACACAGCAGCAGGCCAUCACUGGCACAUUACGGUAUUUCACUCGAUUAUAAACCUGGCAUGUGUUGUUGGCCUCUGGAUCAAGGCCUAUGAUAAGACAAAAAUUAAAGAAUAGGAUUAAAGAUGGAUUAUCAGUGAAACACUAAAACCAGCAAAGCAGCUGCCUUUGCGUAAGCCCAUCGGACGCUCUUCAGGGAGACGCACUGCAGACCGAUUUGUAGAUUACAUUUGGUUGUUGAUGUGGUGGCCUCUUGUGUGGUUGGUAUUAAAAGAGAGGGAGAAUGGAGAAUCUAGAUGAGCUGGAGCACCCUCUUCUGGGAGAAAACCCCAACAACAGCCGGGCGUUGGGGCCGGGGCCGGGGCCCGGGACUGGACAGGCUCCAGGCGGAUUGUUCAAGGGCAUCUUGGUGAAGUGUGAGGAGGACAGGGCUUACCCCCCCUUAGCAUGGAGGAGCUAUUGUGGACAUCCUCCUGAGCUUCAGCAGCAGCAGCUACUGGACCCUUGCUCCUUGCCUCGCACACUGGAGUCCUUUUACCCGCCGGCCCCCAUCUGGGGCCACACAGACUCCCUGCUCAGCAAAGACUACCUGGAGACCACCUUUGUCGACGUUCGGCCCGGCUCCACGCUGGAGAGGAAGCUGCUGGCUGAGACGCAGGACUUCCACAGUGUGUCCUACAGCAUGGAUGAUGAGGACGACCUGCUCCCGGACUCGGACGACUCGUCCAUUGAUGACUUCAGUGAUACAGACAGCGAGAGCAACUUCCCUCUGAUGAUCCCCCAGGACUACCUGGGUCUGGCCUUUUUCUCCAUGCUCUGCUGCUUCUGGCCCCUGGGCAUCGCUGCCUUCUACCUUUCACAGAAGACCAACAAGGCGUCAGCUCAGGGGGAUUUUCAGGGGGCCAACGCAGCGUCUCGCCAGGCUCUGUGGCUCUCAGUGCUCUCCAUUGUGUUUGGAAUCAUAACGUACAUCUGUGCCAUCGCCGCGUUGAUUUCCUACCUGUCCGGGAAACCGCCAUAAAAACGGCUCUUGCACGAGGGAAUGCACAUAGAAGAAACAGACCUCUUACACACAUCUCAUUAAUAUCCACACACGCCAACGUAUCACCUGCAAAUGUAAAGUAAUCACAGUCUUUGUCUGUCAACCCCGUCUGCAGUCAUGUUUUAUCUACACCGAGAUGGAAAAAGCCAAGAACAGACAUAAUGAUACAACAGGAGAGCUGGAGUCUCCAUCAUAAUCACUCCUAAUUGGAUUAGGGCAUAAUUCAGCUCAGAGGAUGUGAAGAAAAAUCAUUGAAAGUUAUUCAGUCUCACUUCAUGUAGAAGAUUCAGUCUGUAAGUGUUAAUUAUUUUUGUCACCUGCGGUCUUAAGUGACCUGUUAUCCCUUAAAUCCGGGCUGUCGUCAUCACCACAUGUGAAGCAUUACUGAAGUAAAAAAAAAAAAAAAAAAAACUGUGACAACAAAUGCAGAUGUUAUCACUGUAGAUAUCACUGUCACAAAAACAAUGGAGGAAUAAUGAGAAGCGGAGGGAGAAAAGACAGGGGGAAGUGGGGCAGCAAGCGGCGAUGGAGUCUGCAGAUUUAUGAGAAGGUCACAGCAAGGACGUGGCAGCGGCUAAAUCCUGAUGGACCUUGCUGUUGGAGGGGCCUGAGCCAGCACUGUCGCUGGUGGCGGUUUCAGAGCCCCAGAGCUUUAUUUUUAAAACAUAUGACGGGCCAGAAGCAAUAUUCUUUGAGAGAACCCAGAAUUCAUUCCGACGCCUCUGGUCGGAGCGAGGGACCCGCAGGGAAACACUGCACAUGCACAUCGAUCAACCCAACCUGAUCUCACAUUCAGCAUCAUUCACCGUGUCCCUGCAGAGAGGACUGAUUCUGCUUUGUUUAUGCUAUAAGUUGAACAAGUAUCUUUAUGUUGAAAUACACGUAAAAGCUAAAUAAAAAAAUACAUAUUGUGCCAUUAUAUAAGAAAAUAAAUAUAAAGAGUUUUAAAAUGAAGUGCAAGGUGGCGAUGUGAACACUGGCUUGAGAUAUAGAAAUAAAAGGAACUGCUUCGUACAGUACACUGCAUAUACAUAGGAAAUGAUAAGAUAGACCUGCGAGGAUAGGUGCCAAAAAUAUGGAAGAAACUCUGCGGAUGAUCCUUUUAUGAGCUAUUCCAUUAAUAGAAGCAACCAGGCUGCUACUCCACACCCCAAAAUAUAAUUCCCCCAAAUAUAGAUUCUGCUAUUUCCUCCCCCUUAAAAAAAAAAAAAAAAAGGACAGGAAUCCUUCAGGAAGUUGCUUCUUGCAGUCUGACAAACUUAAAACAAAGUUCUCUACUUUAACUUGCGUAGAUAAAGUAACACUUUGUUCAGAUGAGCAGACGUGUAAGACAGCGCUCAGCCACGUGGUGCAUGAGGUAGGAAAGUUUCCAUUUGGGUCACAUUAGAAACCUGCAUGGCGAGUUUGUAGUUUGACGUGUACAAACCUGCUACGAGCUUCAGUCUCUUCCUUCAUUAGGUCCUGAAUCACUGCAAGAGCAGCUUUGAUAUGAGGGGAAAAAACUCUGGCCGUAUUGGGUUGAACUUAAGUGUGCCAUUAAUUAAAAAAAAGAAAAGGGGGAACUCCAAAUAAAUGUUUUAAAAAAUGGCUGUAAGGAAAAAGUUGACAUUUUCUAUGUAGAUGUAUAGUUUUUAUAGAGUCCACAGCUGAACUACAAAUAGUUCAAAUCAUGGCUUUGUUUUCUGCAAACCCAGUGUUGUAUCACGACUGAGCCGAUAGAUUACGAUCACUAUAAGUGACAUGUGUAGACACACCUGUGAUAUCUCGGUGUCUGGCCCUCGUCUGCUAUCACUGUUGAUGUGCUGUGAUACAGCUGCACUGACCGAGUCCACACACGGUGUCGUACAGUCCUGACAAUCCUGAAACCACCCUCCGUCUCCACUGGACAUUUACGUCAAUGAAAAGAAAAUUACCCUUUUGUUGUUACAGCCGAGUUGCCACAAUUAGUGAUUUAUACGGGAGCAUUUAACGUGGAUUGCCUUGACGGAUCACGCCGGCACGAAACAGGGUCUGGUCAGAUUUGUCUCACUUUGUCUCACUUGUAACAGAUAACGACUGGACGGACGCAGCGGAGUGGACAACUCGUGAGUCGAUAAAGGUCAAAGGUUGUGGCAAAUGAGAUUUAUUAGCAGGAGAGAUAUUUGAUUCUUUCCCAGUUCACAUUCUUGUAUUACAUGUGACUAUUAAACUGAAGGAAAAUCAAUGAAUCCCAAUAAAUGCACUUGUUUGA
Molecule: messenger RNA, 4868 nt
Organism: Seriola aureovittata
Lineage: Eukaryota; Metazoa; Chordata; Actinopteri; Carangiformes; Carangidae
Gene: tmem91
Product: transmembrane protein 91
Exons: 4
Coding region: 1880-2617 (245 amino acids)
Cellular component (GO): intracellular membrane-bounded organelle; membrane
Source: RefSeq, a predicted model, not a curated record